AUGGUGCCACAGUUCCCCUCGCAAGCCUUCUAUCGAGCGGCCAAUUUGACCGUGGAUACAAACCAUGCCCAGCAAAAGUACCUCGAGGAAGAAGACAAAAGCGUGCUUGACGAGAACAUCCUCGACCACAACACCAUAGACUCGGGUCUGGAACUCUCGCCUCCAAUGGCCGACAGCCGGAGAGAAUCAUUUGCCGUCUCCGGCACUCUUUUUUCUCCCAAGACUGAGGAUUGGCAGUCGGUCGAUAUGCAGUCGGUGCCUUCGAACAACCCAUUUUUCGAGCAACCGAGCGGCAGCAGCAACAACCCUUUCAUGCGGAUCGACCAGAGCCAAACGCAUGCCUUCGGACAACAACAAAGCGGCAGCUGGUUGAUGGGUUCCGGCUCCGGCACCACGACCCCCUUCCAUCCCUUCGAGUCGAUUCCCGCAGAGUACGACGCGGGCUCCUCCAUUUUCCAGCGAUCGGUGCAGGGUCAGAACGGCUAUAACGCGGUCGGCAACAUCUUUGCACCUCUCGGCUCUGGCGAGCAGCACAUGCCCACGUCCCCGCAGAAAGAAUGGAUGGCUACGGCUCAGUCUGCCGCCAAGAAGAUGCGUUCGAGCAGCCCAGGGAUCCGAUCCCACAACGAUCUCAGAAGAGGAGACGGCAUCCGCAAGAAGAAUGCCCGCUUCGAGAUCCCCGCGGAGCGCAACUUGAACAACAUCGACCAACUGAUUGCAUCCUCGACCGACGAGCAGGAGAUCAAAGAGCUCAAACAGCAAAAGCGCCUGCUCCGCAACCGACAAGCAGCUCUUGACUCAAGGCAGAGGAAGAAGCUACACACUGAGCGGCUCGAGGACGAGAAGAAGCACUACACCGCACUCAUCAACGACUUGGAAGAGGAGGUGGGCGGCCUCAAGGCAAAGAUGGAGCUGCUGCACCGUGAGAAGCAGUCCUGCAUGGACUACAUUGAGACACUCACCCUUGAGAAGGACGAGAUGAUACGAGCCCACACGCUCGAGACGGGAGACCUUCGUAAGAAGGUCGGCAUUCUCACCGAACAUGUCCAGAGGCUUGAGGCCACACCGCUCGCCACGGCGCAGACGUCCCACAUGAACCACGGGUUCCCUGGCGCCUAUGAUGACAUGAACGACAUGGACAUGACUGGCGCCUGGGACAACGCUGGCUUCCUCAACGACUAUGCCCCUGAGCCCGAGGUCAAGCAGGAGAUGUCCAUCGUUCCCGCAAAGAAGACCGAGGGCGCGGCCUCCGAAGACAGCGACAAGGGUGCUUCUCAGGGUGGACUGCUCUUCAUGCUCUUCCUUGUCGGAGCCUUUGUCAUGUCGAGGGGUUCCACGCCGCCCAUCACGCGCGUGUCUGAGGACGUGCGUGUGGCGUCGGAGACGCUUCUCCAGAACGUGCUCAACGACGCGGGCGUCAAGCCUCAAGCACAUGGGCUCCAACCCAUGGCUCCUCAGCCGUCUGGGGCGGUCAACUGGCCACAGCCAACGGCGACGGGAGCCCCCGUGGCCGGUAUGCACGUCGCGCCCUCCAUGCUGGAGGAGCUUGGAGACGCUCUGUCACAGCCAUCAGAGCGGCAGACCAACGAGCACAUCUUCUCCAUGUCGUCCACCCAAUACAAUGGCGUCCACAAUCAAGACUUCAAUCCGCCCAAACGAUCCACCAGCCAGGGCCGCAAGAACCUUGCCGAGGCGCUCGCAGAGAUUCGGGACGACAAGCAGACGGGCGCGGCCGAGGUGUACACGCGAUCGCUUCUCUGGAACCAGAUUCCCAGGGAAGUGGUUCGAAAUUUUGCGAAAAUGGUUUCCGAGUGCAGCAACGCACAGAAUGAGCAGCAAUGCAACGACACGACGUGA
Messenger RNA from Purpureocillium lilacinum, 1857 nucleotides. RefSeq lists its product as uncharacterized. Lineage: Eukaryota; Fungi; Ascomycota; Sordariomycetes; Hypocreales; Ophiocordycipitaceae. Gene Ontology annotation, molecular function: DNA-binding transcription factor activity. The record is from RefSeq and is a predicted model, not a curated record. Gene Ontology annotation, biological process: regulation of DNA-templated transcription.